AGGGAAGUGCGUUGUCAUGUUUGCGUCCAGUGCGCCAGAGCGAGACGGCGGUGUUGUUCGUUGACUGCUCAGAAAACGGCGGAGUCAUUUCGAGUUUCCUGUAGAACGGUGAAUACUUUGAACAAUGUCGGCGAGAUAUGACAGAGCGAUCACGGUGUUCUCGCCGGAUGGGCAUCUGCUCCAGGUGGAAUACGCCCAGGAGGCUGUCAAGAAAGGCUCGACAGCGGUUGGUGUACGUGGAGCUGACGUUGUAGUAUUAGGCGUUGAAAAGAAGUCUGUCGCUAAACUACAAGAAGAGCGCACGGUGCGAAAGAUAUGUCUUCUGGACGAUCAUGUAAUUAUGGCCUUUGCAGGCUUAACUGCCGAUGCAAGAGUGUUAAUCAACCGUGCACAAGUUGAAUGCCAGAGCCAUAAGUUAACUGUAGAAGAUCCUGUUACUUUGGAAUAUAUCACAAGGUAUAUUGCAGGUUUAAAACAGAAAUAUACACAGAGUAACGGCCGUAGACCUUUCGGAAUAUCUUGUCUCCUAGCUGGAUUUGAUUACGAUGGUGUCCCACAUCUUUAUCAAACAGAACCGUCAGGAAUAUAUUACGAAUGGAAGGCAAACGCGACAGGUCGCAGCGCUAAAACUGUACACGAAUUCUUGGAAAAAUAUUAUACCCCGGAAGAGGUAUCUACGGAAAAAGGUUGUAUAAAAUUAGCUAUCAGAGCGCUACUCGAAGUAGUUCAAUCUGGACAAAAGAAUCUAGAAAUAGCAGUAAUGCGACGUGGGCAGCCGUUACAGAUGUUGGAUACAGAUACUAUAGGUGAAUAUGUAACGGAAAUCGAAAAAGAAAAGGAAGCAGAGGCGGAAAAGAAAAAGCAGAAAAAGUGAUGUCCUGUGUUUUAUUAUGCACUCUUUAACUAUACCAUUAUUAAUUUUUCUUAUAAAAUAAAUAUAUUGCAACAAAACUAAAGAAAGAAAGCAGAUAAAUGAAGCACAAUAAAA
Molecule: messenger RNA, 988 nt
Organism: Pogonomyrmex barbatus (red harvester ant)
Lineage: Eukaryota; Metazoa; Arthropoda; Insecta; Hymenoptera; Formicidae
Gene: Prosalpha4
Product: proteasome alpha4 subunit
Biological process (GO): ubiquitin-dependent protein catabolic process
Cellular component (GO): proteasome core complex; proteasome core complex, alpha-subunit complex
Source: RefSeq, a predicted model, not a curated record